Dentiscutata erythropus is the source of this 1065-nucleotide messenger RNA. Lineage: Eukaryota; Fungi; Glomeromycota; Glomeromycetes; Diversisporales; Gigasporaceae. The record is from the annotation of a GenBank genome assembly.
GCUUAUCUACCACACUACGUGUUUUUUCUUCAUAUUUUAAAAUGUCUGGUCUAGUUGCGAGAAUUUUUCGCCCUGCAUUACGUACUCUCCAGCCAAAAACUUUUUUCUUAACCUUGCAAAAAAGAUCCAGACAAGCUAAGCCCACAUACGAUCUCUCUGAGUCGAGUAGAAUAUUCCCUAAAUUCGCAUCUAGGUUCGAACAAGAACAUCUUGAUGCACUGCAAGUGAGUUUUGAGCCAGCUGACAAGUAUGAAGUUAUAUCACCUGAUAUUAAGGAUGACCGCGUCAAAACAUUUGUUGAUAAACUACGCGAUGUUAUCAAUAAUUCGGGUUUAGAUACAGGAACAAGCGAAUCUGUGACUGAUACACUGAAUAUGAUUGAUAAUAAUAUUAAUCAAGAAAUUUUUGCCUUCCGUGUCAUCUCUACGUAUGUAACGUUUUAUCGAGCUGAAAUUCCCGCAUCAUAUUGGAAGGAAUUUGUUGUAAGACUGCCAAAAAAGCAGUCAGUCGUGAUUAAAAGGUGGCCAAAGGAAAAUAAUAGUAAGAGCUCUGGUUUAAAUCUUGCUGAACCAGAUGGAAAAAAAGCAGUGAUAACGGAUCUUACCAAGAUUCAAUCAUCUACAAGUUCGCAUCCUAUCUCUAAUAACCCUAUCUUAUUAGAACAAAAUGCUAAAAUAAAAGCACCUGAAAUAGAUAUACAGCCUUUGAUACAAGAAUUGCUUAUAGAACCUUCGGAAGAAGAUUGUGUUAAGGUUGUUAAUGUGGAGGAGAAAAUAACACUGCCUCGUAUGACUAGAGAAAAAAUCGUAAAUACAUCUCAAACCAUACCAGCUGAAGUGCCAGCAUUCUCUCAAACCAUACCAGCUGAAGUGCCAGCAUUCUCUCAAACCAUACCAGCAGAAGUGCCAGCAUUCUCUCAACCAAAUAAGAAUAUGCCGAUCAUUCCAUAUGAUGCUCGUACAAUUGACAGACAUAUUGAUGGAUAUGAAUUUAAAAAUUCUAGCCUAUGUCCUGGAUGUGAAAAAGAGCAUGAUAAAAGAAAGGUAGUUGGCCAAUGCAUAAAGG